UGAGCCACACCAGCCGGCCUGUUUUCUUAUUGACGACCGGCAGCCCUGCUUUCUCGGUGACAGAGGACUUGUCACGUGACGGUGCUGUCCUCUCGCCCACGGCAGAGCUGGGGUCCUGGAGCAGGGGGUCCGCCCUGGACACUGGGAAGAGCGAGCUUUGGGCGGGAACUGAUGCGUGGGAACCCUCCCUCCGCAGGCCCGCGAGGUGUGCGAUGUACCUAACGAAGAAGGACGCCAUGAGCCUGCUGUGCUCCCUCUCGGAGGCGAAGAAGAUGAAGGUGGCCGUCAUGUAUCGGCGAACCAUGGGGUUCGCUGGCUCCGGGGCCUUACUCGGGGCCAUGGUCGGAGGCCCGCCGGGACUGGCUGUUGGGAGCGUUCUCGGGGGGCUCUUAGGGUCCUUGUCGUGGAGCACGGAGUUUAAGCCGGUCAGUCAUAUCCUCAAGGGGCUGCCGCCUCCGGAGCAGGAGAAGCUCUGCAACCACGUCGUGGCCAAAAUCGGGAACCUGCAGUGGAGGGACGUCCAGCACCUGACCAAGCUGGUCAUGGGCAGCGAGGCCCUGCAGGAGCAGCUGCUGAAGCUGCUCGAGGGCUACGUCAACAAGGAGCUGAGGACCUCAGUGCAGUACGGCGACUAGGCUCGGGCGGGGGCCUAACCUGGGGAGGCCUGCGGGGGGCGGGGGGCUGUGCUGGGUCCUGUUCUGGAAAGUGAAGGUGAAAGAGAAUAAAACGGGCCGAGAGAA
This is a messenger RNA of Myotis brandtii (Brandt's bat), 740 nucleotides long. Its product is annotated as protein C19orf12 homolog. The coding region runs from base 213 to 635 and encodes 140 amino acids. NCBI's taxonomy places the organism in Eukaryota, Metazoa, Chordata, Mammalia, Chiroptera, Vespertilionidae. The record is from RefSeq and is a predicted model, not a curated record. The transcript has 2 exons.